AUGGCUUUCCUCUUAAAAGAUUCUCCAGAAUGCGCCAAAUCUGAACUCGAUUUAUUUACAUUACCUCCAACCCAAACAGUUAUAGAAAGAGGACAAUGGAUAGAAUUUCAUCCCCUUGCGAAUGUGUCGGAUGGAAGUCCUGUCGAAUUCAAUGUCGCGGGUAGUGGCGAUGACUAUUUGGAUUUAUCUCAAACUCAGUUAUACGUCAAAGUUAAAAUUUUGAAAAGCAAUGGCGGCUCUCUCGGAAAAGAUGAUAAAGUGGGACCCGUGAAUUUGUUUCUGCACUCCCUCUUUUCUCAAGUUGAUAUAAGCUUAAAUGAAAGACUUAUUUCCUCCAGCAAUAACACGUACCCUUACAGAGCCAUCAUAGAAAAAUUACUUAAUCAUGGUUUUGAUACGAAAACUUCUCAAUUAUCAUCAGAAUUAUAUUUUAAAGAUACAGCAGGCCGUAUGAAUGUUUUUGAUACUGCGGAUAAGCAACCUAAUGAGGGAUUCAAUAAAAGAGCAGAAGAAUUUAAACUUAGUGCUACAGUGGAUAUGAUUGGACGGCUACAUCUAGAUAUGUUUCAUCAAGAAAGACUUUUGUUGAACAUGGUCGAUAUGAAAAUUAAACUUAUCCGCAGCAAACCGGAAUUUUGUUUACUGGGGGAGGGGAAUUUUAAAGUGUCAUUGGAACAUGCCUCACUAUUUGUACGCAAAGUUCGAUUCAGUCCAGGUGUAAUUUUAGGGCAUGCAAAAAGUUUAGAAAAAGCGACAACGAAAUAUCCUAUCAACCGAGUUCUUUGCAAAGUGUAUUCCAUUCCAUCAGGAAAUAUGAGUUUUGUUCAAGAUAGUAUUUUUACGGGUCAGAUGCCUAAACGCUUAAUUGUUGCCUGUGUUGAUAAUGAUGCUUUCAACGGAAACUAUAAAAAAAUCUCCCUUCGAAUUUAA
Molecule: messenger RNA, 930 nt
Organism: Stegodyphus dumicola
Lineage: Eukaryota; Metazoa; Arthropoda; Arachnida; Araneae; Eresidae
Biological process (GO): deoxyribonucleotide biosynthetic process
Cellular component (GO): cytosol
Molecular function (GO): ribonucleoside-diphosphate reductase activity, thioredoxin disulfide as acceptor
Source: RefSeq, a predicted model, not a curated record